Messenger RNA from Arachis duranensis, 396 nucleotides. RefSeq lists its product as uncharacterized. Bases 1 to 396 code for a protein of 131 amino acids. The record is from RefSeq and is a predicted model, not a curated record. Lineage: Eukaryota; Viridiplantae; Streptophyta; Magnoliopsida; Fabales; Fabaceae. The transcript has a single exon.
AUGCUACUGCGAAACAUAGACCAGACUUCAGGUUUAUGCAACGGGACAAGAUUAAUAGUUAACAUACUUGGCAGCAACGUAAUUGGAGCGGCGGUAGUGACCGGUAGAAAUAUUGGAGAUAAAGUGUACAUUCCAAGAAUGAACUUGAUCCCUUCAGAUUCAGGAUUGCCAUUUAAGUUCCAACGGAGACAAUUUUCAUUAACAGUAUGCUUUGCAAUGACCAUUAACAUGAGUCGGGGUCAAUCAUUAUCACAUGUACGGCUUUAUUUGUCAAAAUCAGUGUUCACCCAUGGACAACUUUAUGUUGCUUUGUCAGGAGUUAAGAGUCGCAGUGGCCUCAGGGUUUUAAUUCUAAACGAAGACGGCAAUCCAAAGUCAUCAAUAACAAAUGUCUAA